AUGCUCUCUAACACUGCUUUCCAUUUACCUAGUGGGAAUUCAAAUACUAACGGCUCCCAGAACUAUCCUCCCCCUCCACCUCCUCAGGGAAUCCAGCCUAUCCCUAAGAAAUCAAGAACAAUAAAGACUGACAAGCCAAGACCAUUUCUAUGUCCUACUUGCACAAGAGGCUUUGUAAGACAGGAGCAUUUGAAAAGGCAUCAAAGAUCGCAUACAAGAGAGAGACCCUUUCUUUGUGUUCUUUGUGGGAGAUGUUUUGCAAGAAAAGAUUUAGUUUUGAGACAUCAACAAAAAUUACAUGCUACUAUAGUAUCAAACACAGCUUCUAAUAGAAGCGAUAAGUCCUCUACCGCUAUCAAUAAUGAUGCCAAUAUCAUGAAGGUCGUGGGCAAUAAAGAAACUAUGUUACCAACCCCUCAUAAUCCCUUAGCAAAAGUACAAAUUCAAUUGGAUUCCACAUCCAAUGAGGAUAAUACUAAGAUUACAAAUGACUACUCGACUUCAAAUUCAACUUCUUCCAUUCAAACUGCAAGUAGUACCAGUAUCAGAGAUUCUAUCACUUUUAAUAACACCUUUAUUAAUAGUGCAAAUUCAAAUAGACAUUUACAAGUCCCAAUUAAUCAUGAACCAAAUAAGAAAAGACACGCAUCUUUCUCGGCGUCAAGUGCAUUGACGUAUGUCUCUACACCGGUGGAAAGAGUCAUCACUACUCCGAUUAAUGUAAAUCCUACAAUUGACGCUCAUGAAAAGAGAACCUCUUACGUUACUACUCAAAGCCGUGAGGAUUCAUAUCAAUCUGAUGGAAUUCCUCACCAAGUAGGUUUCUCCACGCCACAAUUGACAGCACAGCAAUUGCUAGAUAAAGCGUUAGAUUCAGGUCUAUUAGAUUUGGACCCAUUAUCUCUACCACCACAACACGCAAAGCCAGUGGAAUUCAAUCAACUUUCUUCUAAUACAGAUUAUAGCAUAUUGAAUUUCAAAAAUUUUGGCAGUCACGAUAACGUUAGAUCAAAAUCCCAUCCAGAUACAAAUGCUACUGCUAAAAUUAGUAAUUACAUGUUUUUAACAAAAUUACCAUCAUUAACUGACAUGUUAACAAUGGGGUCUUCCAUGGGUGGGAUAGGCGGUUAUUAUAAGAAAAAUUCCUCGUUAAACUUAAAUUUAAACUCUUUUGACUAUAAAUUAAAUAACAACAAUUUCCACAACGAAGAAAAACCAUCAAAAUUAAUGGAUGCACAAACUAUCAAUAAUAACAUUGAUAAUGACCCUUGGUUAUCGAAGUUUCUAGAUGACUCAAAAUUUACUUCAAAUUUUAAACUAAACAUGGAAAAUUUCAAUAAAAUUGGGUUUUGUAGCCAAUCUGAUACUUCUUCGUCACUCUCCAAAAGUGAAUCAAAUUCUGCUGUAAAUACAUUAGAUUUUGAUAUCGACAAAGACCAUUUGGAUAUACCAACAAUGACAGAUGUAGCAAGUAAUAACAACAGCAAUACUUCAAAUGUUUUAUCUAUGCCUAUGCUUGAUCAUCAUAAUAGUAGUGGAAAACAUGAAUUAGUAUCAGAGAAUGUUGCAUAUGAACAUAUGUCAUCCUCUCAUAAGCAAAAGCAUAGGGUCACAAAGAAACGACAAACUCAUGGCCUUCGUUCCCCUCUGGAUUAUCAUAUCUCAGAUUUUUUCACUUCCAGACAAAAAGAUAUAUAUAAGUUAGAAGCGGAAAAUGAAAGUCAAUUACAGCAACCGUUAACAAUAAACUUCAAGAAUAAAUCACUUUCUAACGAGAAUUUGGCAAAUGAACUAUUAAAUUUUGAUCAUAAUAGCAUCACAAGCCCUUUAAAUCCACUAUAUGCCAAUUCAAUGCCAGAAUUGCAUUUCUUUGAUGAGAAUUUAAGGUCUUUUAUUAUUAAAGAGAAUAAUCUUUCCACAUUUCCUACCUUGCAGGAAUUGAAUAAGAGUGUUAGAUUAUUUCAAACUGAGUUUGGCCGUUAUUUCCCAUUCAUUCAUCUUUAUUCAAUUGUCCCUUCAAAGGAUAAUUAUCCAUUGUUUUUAGCAAUUUCCAUGAUUGGGUCACUAUACACUUUCCAUUCAUCUCAUUCCAAAAUAUUAUUUUAUGUGGCAGAUACUCAAUUAAAAAAAUCAUUGGAAUUGAACAAGUCUAGAAUCUAUAAUGCGACACCAUUAUGGACUAUCCAGACAAUGGUCUUAUUAACCUUCACAAGUAUCUUCAGUAAUGAUGCAAAGAUCAUUAAACAGAUUAAUACUCAAUUGAUGACUUUGAAUCAAUUUGUUAUCAUGAAUAAAUUAAAUUUGCCUCUAGAAACAUCUUUGAAGCCACCUAUUCCAAAUCAUCACGUUUACGAAAAUGGUGUCAACUCUGAAGUUAUUGAAGAGAUGAAACAACAAUAUGAGUCAAAGGAACAAAUUGAGAAGAAUUUCAAUUAUUUUAUAUUGGCCCAAUCCAGGAUAAGAACUUGUCAUAUGAUUUUAAUUCUAUCCAAUUUUUUUGCCUCAUUAGUUGGGGUUCAAUGCUCUUUCCAUUCGAUUGAUGUCAAAUGCGGUAUUCCAACAAAAUAUGAGGACUUAUUUCAAUCAGUUGAUGCCAAAACAUGGAGUGAAUUACUCGCGGAGAAAAAACUAGUUAUAGAUUCUAAGUUUUCUUUGAUUGAACUUUCGAAUGGCGGCGAAUCUUUCGAAAACUGUUUGAUUUAUCUUUCCAACGGAAAUCAUUUAUUUAUCAACAGGAAUGGUAACGUUUCAAAGUUGACAUUGUUAUCGAUGUUACUAUCAAUCCAUGAGAAGAUAUUCAUGGAAAGAACUAAAAAUAAUAAUCCAGAUUUCCAUCUAGAUAAUGGAACAAAGGGCCCUAGUGACAGGGAAAGUGAUAUGAAUUGGAAGAUGAAUUCAAGGCCAAUUAUUAACACUAUGAUUCAACAUUGGGAGUCGUUGUAUCUUGGGCUAGGUGGCAUUUUAGAACCAACUAAUAAUACAAUACCUCUAAUUAAUCUAGAUCCUACAGCAAGGUUAAUUAUCCCAUUAUAUUGCUUCGCAAAGAUGAGAAUGUCCCUUGAUUUGAGUUAUGUUCUACACAGAAUCUGGCUGAAGGACUGGAAAAUGAUGAAUAAGACGUUAGAAGAAAUUUGUUAUGAUUGGGAAUCACUACAAGAAGGUACCGAUAUUGCCAUUGAUGUCAUUCAUUCCUGGAUUUCAAUAUUAUCAAUAGUGAAAAAGGUCGAUGUUGAUGAGGGCAAUGGUAAGCCCGGAUAUAGAACACCCAUUUUUACCGUCACAUGUUUAUUCUGUUCGAUAAUUUUAAUUGCAGAAUAUUUAAAACGUAUUGAAGACUGGGCGGAAAAUAAUAGUAAGGAAGUGAGUACUCCUUCAUCGCAACCGAAAUCUGAAUUACCAAUGACCGAUAAGAUUUUGUAUGUGAAAAUUUCACAAAUGUUGAAAAAGAUUCAGAAUGUUUUAUUGCCAAAAAAUGACAAUAUGCAAUCAUAUCUAGAUUACUUGAAACUGCAAGCACGGAAAUCGGUCACAACAGUAGAUCAAUUAGAUAACGAUGAUGAACUUUUGGAGGCAAUGGCACCAACUUCUAGCGUGGAUGAAACCAUCAGAGUUAUCAAGAAUUUACAGUUUUCCUCUAGAACCCUAUAUUUAGGUGUCAGAAUUCUUGGAGAUGCACCAAUUUGGCCCGUCGCGAUAUUAUUUGCACAUGCUUUACAAAAUAGAGCAUUGUACAAUGUAAGCAAAAGUAAAUCACUUACUGAACAAUAA
Kazachstania africana CBS 2517 is the source of this 3768-nucleotide messenger RNA. It is a transcript of the gene RSF2, whose product is annotated as Rsf2p. Bases 1 to 3768 code for a protein of 1255 amino acids. The transcript has a single exon. Gene Ontology annotation, cellular component: chromatin. Gene Ontology annotation, molecular function: DNA-binding transcription factor activity, RNA polymerase II-specific; RNA polymerase II cis-regulatory region sequence-specific DNA binding. Gene Ontology annotation, biological process: regulation of transcription by RNA polymerase II. The record is from RefSeq and is a predicted model, not a curated record. Lineage: Eukaryota; Fungi; Ascomycota; Saccharomycetes; Saccharomycetales; Saccharomycetaceae.